GGAUGCCCACACUUUGGUUCAAGUUAGCUUGUUCAGGAAUAACAGACUUGUAGAAGACAGCUUAGCGAAAGAAUGUGUUUUAUUCAGCCGCUAGCCACGGUCAGCUCGGCGCAGCACGAGCAUGCGCUAGGCACGUCUGCUGCUCACGGCUUGGUCUUCUUGCUUCAUCUUCUCCUCAAACAUUACAGAAAGUACAGGCCAUUUAUAUUGUAGAAUUAACAUAUGUGUGAAGGGGAAUGAAUGGGUGGAUCUGGAGGUCAGGGGUAAGUCUAGUUUGACCAAGGGCCAUAGUCAGGUAUGGCCAUAUCGAUGCUAAUGCCUUGUGGCCUCAACCAUCCUGUCGUGGCUGUAGACAAAAGCCAACUAAUGUUUCUAGCUCCAAGACACACAAAAGCCAGGAACCAUGUCUGAUAGCUCAUCAACAUAGACAAAAGGCCAGGGGCCACCUCAAUGGCACUAGUCUGGUGCUAUGCAAACUAAUUUGCAUUAGUUUGUGAGCUGUAAUUAGAUUAUGUGAAGUUAUGAAAAUGCCUAAAUCUAACAAUCGGGAGUUGACCAAAAUGUACAUCAAAAUUGGCUUAAAUAUCCCCAUUUCUGUUUUUUUUUUAAACAGAGUCAAGACGAAGGACAAGGUCUUUGUCUAUUGGCCGCCCAAAUAGUAAGUAGGAUAAACUGUAGAAUCUACACAUACAGGCAUUGGAUGUAGCAAAUAAAGAGCAUUAUUAUUACAUUGCCAUCAGUACGGUGCCUGGAAAUAGGGAUAGGUAAGUAUUUUCUUAGGACAGGAGGACCUUUGGUGAAUUCCUUUUAUUUGCAAUGCCUUUUAACUUGGUGGUGGUCUGUGCACUCCCAAAAGACCCUCAGAGUGCAAGAACUGAAAUUCCUUGAAGAUUUAUUUUCCUAAAACACUUCUUUCUUGUUGCUUACAGUGUCAGAUAUAAAUCCCUCAAGACAAGGGGAAAGCACAGACUCUAUGGAGAAACCCACUGGCAGCCCUUCAGAUGAAUCAGUUCCAGACGAGGAGGACGAGGGUUGGCAAGAGAAGAAAGAGGACCUGAUCCAGGUGGAAGAGGAAGCCGACCUGAUCCAGGCCGAGCGUUUCCUGGACGAUGCCGUCCACCGGGACACGGACCGCGACCGGGAGAGCCAAAGGAAGAAGAAGGACGAGGAGGAUGUGGAGGUGCUGGCGGAGCUGAUGCUCGCCAUGGCCGUGGGGAAGACCCAGUCAGAGGAGGAGCAGCCUCCAGGGCAGAGCCAGACGGAACUCCGCACGCGGGCCAUGCAGUCCGAGCAGGUGUACCAGGAUGCGGCUGAUCGACUGUCUGAGAUCCGUAUGAGUAUGCUACAAAUCAUAUAAAUGCAAUUCCUUGUGAAGUAUUUAGGGGGUACAAUGUUUGUCUUUUUUAAAAGGUAUCUGUGUAAUUUUGUAAUUUUCUUUUCUU
Messenger RNA from Clupea harengus (Atlantic herring), 1442 nucleotides. Its product is annotated as NFX1-type zinc finger-containing protein 1-like. Bases 974 to 1357 code for a protein of 127 amino acids. Lineage: Eukaryota; Metazoa; Chordata; Actinopteri; Clupeiformes; Clupeidae. The record is from RefSeq and is a predicted model, not a curated record. The transcript has 2 exons.